AUCACGACCUGAGCCAAAACCAAGAGUCGGAUGCUUCCACUGCCUGAGCCACCCAGGUGCCCCAAGAAUCUCCAUUUUUAAUGCAUUCAUUGGGUCCUCUUAAAGUAUGCUCAUGUUUGAGUCCUGCUGGCUCAAACCUCAGAGACUCCUAGGCCAGAGGCCCCAUUCAUCAUCCAGCACAUGCGGGCUUGGGACCCUCGCCGCACGGUGGGCAUAGCUAUGGAGGGCGAGGCAGGUGCCCCAUUUGUUUCAGAGGUCUGACUUUUCCUGGGGACCCAUGUCUUCCCAGUCCCGAUGCUGUGUCUGAAGCCCUUCCUGGCCCCACUGGCCUGGCUCCCGUUGCUCAGCUUCCCUAGGUUCAGCUGUUUCCUUUUGACCCCGGGGGCCAGGUUCUCUGCUCUUAGCAUUGCUUCUUGGCCCUCAAGGUCUGAGGAGCUGCCUGGGAAUCCUCUUGGCUUGCAUCCCCGUCCUGCGAGUGCUGGAGGCAGGGCAGGGUCCCCGGAGCUGGUGACCUCAACUUGUCCAGGCGAUCUGCCCAGCUUCUCCCCACCGGUACAUCCGCCAUGAGAGGAGUCAGACUUCCAAAUCUCCUGCUGGUGGUACACACAGGGAGGUUGGUGGACCAGUGGGUCAGUGACGGGAGUAUGCUCCAGAAGUCCCUGGCCAUCAGCAUCUCCAGUUUCAGAUUUCAUCACAGCAGCCGUGCCCCUGGCACCUCCCCCCCUUCCCCCCCACCCCGGGAGCCCUGGCCAGCUACUUUCUAUUGCAGGAAACAUCUGCUGGGGAGGCCAGGCUAGGCCAGGGGGUUACUGGAGGACGUUGGCCAGUACCGUCACCCAGAUCCUGUAACUCGAGGCAUGUGUAGGGCUCUGGGCCUGCCCGCCCGCCCACCCACCCACCCGGCUUCCCUCCUGCCACGGGCAACUCUAACAAAGAAGUUGUUUGCUGGUCAGCUAAGGAGAGCACGGUCUGGGGAAGGAAAGGGGUGUGUGUAGGGGUGGGGGUGAGAACAGGUCUUGUUGCCACAGCCAGUGGUGGCCGCUCUGCCUGGGAGAGGGCUGUGAGUCAUAGGGACCAGUGCCCGCCCAGCGGAGAGAUUGCAUGGUGAACAGGCUGCCUCAUGGGACGGGCCAGACGGAGCUGGGAGGCUGGGAGCUCAUUCUCUCCCCGGAGUUUCCGACGAACUGUGAGCUGUGUGUGAGUAACCAGCGGGGUGCACCUCUGGACCUGGCUGUGGAGUCGCCCUCUUCCUGCGCAGUUUGUCCACCAGGGGCCUGCUGUCCCCAGCCCUCCAGCCAGCCCCCUCGUGCACCUGCCGUCUUCUGGCCUCAGCUGGCCUCUUGGAGUGGCUGGCCACACUGAACCAGAACAAGGGGCUUCACCGCAUCCCCUCUGGGUCACCCUCCACCCAAAGACCAGCCACCUUGUGGGAGCCAAAGUGGGACGAAGCAAAACCUGGCCAUGGGAGACUGGCCGGCCAGCCUGUCCCAAGAAGCAUGCUGACCAUACCCUCCCACUUGUGAGGUUUCGUGCUGGGAACAGAGCUCUGGGAGAGAAAAGGAGGCCAGUCAGGGUCACACAGACCCUCUGCUGAGAAGCCGGAGGUUGCCUGUCUGUCUGCAGCCCAGACGAGACUGACUAUUUUCAUCCUGAGGGGACGGUUGGGAACCAGAGCUCCGGGAGCCAGGCUCCACUGGGAGGUGGAGCCGUGGGUAGCGAUGGAAUCUUUGACCGAGUCUGGGGUCCUCCAGAGCCUCCUGCUGGAGCCGGACAGCCAGCCUUUGCAGUGGUACCUGAAGAAGUUUCCAGAUACACCUGCUGGUGCAGAACUCUGCUGCUGGCAUGAAUCUGAGGAGAUUCCAGCCGUGUUAAGCCCAACUUAUAAGCAGAGAAAUGAAGACUUCAGAAAGCUCUUUAAGCAACUUCCAGACACGGAGCGCCUCAUUGUUGAUUACUCAUGUGCACUCCAAAGAGACAUUCUUCUUCAGGGCCGACUCUACCUCUCUGAAAAUUGGAUAUGCUUCUACAGCAACAUCUUCCGCUGGGAAACUCUGCUGACCGUCCGUUUGAAAGACAUCUGCUCCAUGACUAAAGAAAAAACGGCUCGCCUCAUUCCCAAUGCCAUUCAAGUUUGCACUGACUCAGAAAAGCACUUUUUCACUUCAUUUGGGGCCCGGGAUAGGACGUACAUGAUGAUGUUCCGGCUCUGGCAGAAUGCGCUCCUUGAAAAGCCCCUGUGCCCCAAGGAGCUCUGGCACUUCGUUCACCAGUGCUACGGGAAUGAAUUGGGCCUUACCAGUGACGAUGAGGACUACGUGCCCCCUGAUGACGACUUCAACACGAUGGGCUACUGUGAGGAGAUCCCUGUGGAAGAGAAUGAAGUGAACGACAGCUCAUCCAAAAGCAGCAUCGAGACCAAGCCGGAUGCCAGUCCACAGCUACCCAAGAAAUCCAUCACCAACAGCACGCUGACAUCCACAGGGAGCAGUGAAGCCCCUGUCUCGUUCGAUGGCCUGCCCCUGGAGGAGGAGGUGCUAGAGGGGGAUGGGUCCCUGGAGAAGGAGCUUGCCAUUGACAACAUCAUCGGGGAGAAGAUUGAGAUCAUCGCACCUGUGACCUCCCCUUCGCUGGACUUCAAUGACAAUGAGGACAUCCCCACAGAGCUCAGUGACUCUUCUGACACCCAUGAUGAAGGGGAGGUCCAGGCCUUCUACGAGGACCUGAGUGGCCGGCAGUACGUGAACGAGGUCUUCAACUUCAGCGUGGACAAGCUCUACGACCUGCUGUUCACCGACUCGCCCUUCCAGCGGGACUUCAUGGAGCAGCGUCGCUUCUCCGAUAUCAUCUUCCAUCCAUGGAAGAAGGAAGAGAAUGGAAACCAGAGCCGAGUGAUCCUCUACACCAUCACCCUUACCAACCCUCUGGCUCCUAAAACUGCCACCGUCAGGGAGACACAGACCAUGUACAAGGCGAGCCAGGAGAGCGAAUGUUACGUGAUAGAUGCCGAGGUCCUCACGCAUGACGUGCCCUACCACGACUACUUCUACACCAUCAAUCGCUACACUCUCACCCGCGUGGCUCGGAACAAGAGUCGACUCAGGGUCUCCACAGAGCUGCGCUAUCGAAAACAGCCGUGGGGGCUGGUGAAAACUUUCAUCGAGAAGAACUUCUGGAGCGGGCUGGAGGACUACUUCCGCCACCUAGAGAGCGAGCUGACCAAAACGGAGAGCACCUACCUGGCUGAGAUGCACAGACAGUCUCCCAAAGAGAAGACCAGCAAGGCCCCAACGGUCCGGAGGAGGAAACGUCCCCAUGCCCAUCUGCGGGUGCCUCACCUGGAAGAAGUGAUGAGCCCCGUCACCACACCCACUGAUGAAGAUGUGGGCCACAGGAUCAAACACGUGGCAGGUUCCACGCAGACACGGCAUAUCCCCGAGGACACCCCUAAUGGUUUCCACCUGCAGAGUGUGUCCAAGCUGCUGCUGGUUAUCAGCUGUGUGAUCUGUUUCAGUCUGGUGCUGCUGGUCAUCCUUAACAUGAUGCUCUUCUACAAACUCUGGAUGUUGGAAUACACCACCCAGACCCUCACUGCCUGGCAGGGUCUGAGGCUCCAAGAAAGGUUACCCCAGUCUCAGACAGAAUGGGCCCAGCUCUUGGAGUCCCAACAAAAGUACCACGAUACAGAGCUCCAAAAAUGGAGGGAGAUCAUCAAGUCCUCAGUGAUGCUUCUUGACCAGGCUGUGGGACAAUCAUCCCAUCCACCACUUGACAUCCUUGACCCUCAUCCCCCAACCUCCAGCAGGCUGGCCCCACUCCCUCCACCUCUAUGUUUUCUUCCAGAAGAUGCGUUUUGGGUCCGAGUGGAGCGUUUUUCUGGAAGGCCGUCUCUUUAAUGCCCCUGCUUCCCUGAUGUGGAGCAGGAAUUUGCACAAGGUGUAGAGAGCGCCCCUUCCCACCUCUCUGCCCAGCCUUGUUACCUCACUCGUGCUCCAGCCACGGCUGUGACGGGCCCAGCCAGCUCCCUGUCUUGGUGUUCUGUGCGACAGCUCAGGGGUCUUGGGCAUUGUUUUCUGUUGUGACUUGAGGUCCUCAGCAGGCCUGGGAGCCUGGAUUGGAGCCUUGGCUGCUGGCGAGAAGCACCUUGCCUGCCAAGAGGAGCCGAUGCCAGACGAUCUGCCCAACAUGUGAAAGCAUAAAGAAUACUGUCAUCUCUGCCCCCUUGGCCUCCUUGCUUCUCUCAACACAGUGAGAUGCUGCAGAAGCAAAAUGGUGGCCUCUGCCCUGGGAGAGACAGCUGGCUCUGUCUGGGGAGUUGGCCCCGGGCUCGGAUGCCACGUGCUGAGAUUGCAUAACAAAAGCAACCAUUUUUGCCAACGGCCGUGUGGCUCCCCACAUUUCCCUGUCCUGCACUCUAGGGCCAGACCACUCUCUGCAUGGACCAGAUCAUCUUCCCAAACCCAUGGUGCUUCCCCUCCUCCCCCCACUCAACCUAGACUCCAAGGUGGGGAGAGAUGGGUCAGAGGCCCCAGUGGCCGCUGGCUGAUCCCGACAAGGGGUGGAGUGGGGUGGGGCAGAGGGAGCAGUCCCCAACGCCUGCACUGGGCCAUGUAUGGGAAAGAACACAGGUUGAUUGCAGUCGAGUUGUCUGGCCAUCUGUAUUUGGAUCUAGAACUGUACUUUGCCUGGCGCUGUGCGCAAGGUCUGAAAACUUAACUGCUAUUACCUAGAACCGUACACAGCUUCCCAGCCAAAUCUUAAUGUAAAGUAGCUAGAGCCAUGGAAGUACAGUAUGAAUUAAACGAAAAAAGUAUUGAACUACAAAUAAUAAAUGGUGUGUGUGCUUACUGCUCAAUUCAUUAGUGCUC
This is a messenger RNA of Zalophus californianus (California sea lion), 4865 nucleotides long. It is a transcript of the gene GRAMD1B, whose product is annotated as GRAM domain containing 1B. Bases 1719 to 3893 code for a protein of 724 amino acids. The record is from RefSeq and is a predicted model, not a curated record. Gene Ontology annotation, molecular function: sterol binding; sterol transfer activity. The transcript has 18 exons. Gene Ontology annotation, biological process: intracellular sterol transport. Gene Ontology annotation, cellular component: endoplasmic reticulum-plasma membrane contact site; endoplasmic reticulum membrane; plasma membrane. NCBI's taxonomy places the organism in Eukaryota, Metazoa, Chordata, Mammalia, Carnivora, Otariidae.